Molecule: messenger RNA, 3174 nt
Organism: Cercocebus atys (sooty mangabey)
Lineage: Eukaryota; Metazoa; Chordata; Mammalia; Primates; Cercopithecidae
Gene: ZNF547
Product: zinc finger protein 547
Exons: 4
Coding region: 504-1712 (402 amino acids)
Biological process (GO): regulation of DNA-templated transcription
Source: RefSeq, a predicted model, not a curated record
AAAAAGUAUGAAACACUUAUUGGUAUAAACACUAGCCAGUGUCCUUCUAAAUGUGUACAUAUAGGUAGGCAGUUAGAAGUGAAGCUAUUCGUUGAUUUAAAUUCCUGCAAAUACUACAUAAUUGAUUUGACCCAAAUUUGCCUAUAAUUAUCAACAUACCAUGGAAAAUUUUAGUAUCAUAUCCUCUAAAAUUUUAAAAGCUAAAACAUACAUCUCAGUUUUUGAAAUUCUACGACAUCAUUUACACUGAAAACAUAUAGUAAACCAUUAGUCCAAGAACAGUGAUAGCUGAUACAUAUGAUGAGCUACCAGUGUUUGACACCGAUAAGAGUCCUAUGGGGUGGGAGCCAUUCUUACAACCUAUUUGCAGAUGAGAGCACUGAAGCUCCAGCAGGUUCAGUUCUUUCUAGAGUCACAGUGCUGCUAAGAGCCAACGCUGAAGUCUGAGAAGCUGAGUUUAUACAAUCAACUUGAGAUCAGUUUGCUUUAGGGGACCCCUGGCGAUGGCAGAAAUGAACCCAGCACAGGGCCGUGUGGUCUUUGAGGACGUGGCCAUAUAUUUCUCCCAGGAGGAGUGGGGGCACCUUGAUGAGGCUCAGAGGUUGCUGUACCGCGAUGUGAUGCUGGAGAAUUUGGCCCUGUUGUCCUCGUUAGGUUGUUGCCAUGGAGCUGAGGAUGAGGAGGCACCUUUAGAGCCAGGUGUUUCCGUAGGAGUGUCACAGGUCAUGGCUCCAAAGCCCUGUCUAUCUACCCAGAAGACGCAACCCUGUGAGACAUGUAGCUCACUUCUGAAGGACAUUCUGCGUCUGGCUGAGCAUGACGGAACACACCCCGAACAGGGACUGUACCCGUGUCCAGCACAUCUUCACCAGCACCGAAAGGAGCAGAUUAGAGAGAGACUUUCCAGAGGGGAUGGAGGAAGACCGACAUUUGUGAAGAACCACAGCGUUCACAUGGCAGGGAAGACCUUCUUGUGCAGUGAAUGUGGGAAAGCCUUUAGCCACAGACAUAAACUUGCUGACCAUCAGAAAAUCCACACUGGAGAAAGACCUUAUAAGUGCAGCAAAUGUGGGAUAUUGUUUAUGGAAAGGUCCACACUCAAUAGACAUCAGAGAACUCACACUGGAGAAAGGCCUCAUGAGUGCAAUGAAUGUGGGAAGGCCUUUCUUUGUAAGUCUCACCUUGUUCGUCACCAGACAAUCCACUCUGGAGAAAGGCCUUAUGAGUGCAGCGAAUGUGGGAAAUUGUUUAUGUGGAGUUCCACACUCAUUACACAUCAGAGGGUUCACACUGGAAAGAGGCCUUAUGGUUGCAGUGAAUGUGGGAAGUUCUUUAAGUGCAACUCAAACCUCUUUAGGCAUUACAGAAUUCAUACAGGAAAAAGGUCUUAUGGUUGCAGUGAAUGUGGGAAGUUCUUUAUGGAGAGGUCUACACUCAGUAGACAUCAGAGAGUUCACACUGGAGAAAGGCCUUAUGAGUGCAACGAAUGUGGGAAAUUCUUUAGCUUGAAAUCUGUCCUCAUUCAGCACCAAAGAGUUCACACUGGAGAACGGCCUUAUGAAUGCGGUGAAUGUGGGAAGGCCUUCCUUACAAAGUCCCACCUCAUUUGUCAUCAGACAGUUCACGCUGCAGCAAAGCAGUGCAGUGAAUGUGGGAAAUUCUUUAGGUAUAACUCCACACUUCUCAGACAUCAGAAAGUCCACACUGGAUAAGGCCCUUAUGAAUGCAGUGGAUGUGGGAAAGCCUUCAGUCGCCAACAUAUUGUGGCUGGACAGCAGGCAGUACACACUGGAGAAGGACUGAGUGCCAUGAAUGUGGGUAAUUAUGUAGGUACAGUUCUCCAAUCGCUACGUAUCAGAUAAUUCACACUGCAGAAAUGUGUGUUCAGCAAACUUGGGACAUUAUUUUGGUUUGACUCUCAUUAGACAUAGGAGAGUUUACACUGAAGAAGAGUCUUUUCAAUAAAGUAGGAAGUGGUAAAGAUUCAACAUGCAAGAUUGUACUUACUGGGCUUCAGAAUAUCCACACUAGCGAAAGUCUUCUGAGUACGGCAAAUGUGUGACGUUAUUUUGCUGCUACUUCGCACUACUUAGACACCGGUAGUUCACACUGGAGAAAGGCCACAUAUGUGCCUUGAAUGUAGCCAAGAUAAUGAACAACUCCCAGAAAUCUCUGAUGUAGCAGUGAGAACUAGUAUCGUGUUUUUUAAAAAACAAUGGUAAAGUACAUGCCACAUCAAAUUUGCCAUCUUAACUGUUGUAAUGUCCUGUUUAAUACUUGAAGUACAUUCACAUUGUUGUGCAAAUAAUAUCCUGAACUCUUUAUCUUGUAAAAUGAAACUCUAUAACCAUUAAAUAACAACUCAUUCCCACAUUUCUUCAGUCCUUGGCGACCACCAUGCUAAAGUCAUUAUGAAUCUGACUAUUCUUGGUACUUUACAGAAGAAGAAUCUUAGAGUGUUUUUCAUUUUUUUUUUUUUUUUUUCACUUAGGAUAAUAUCCUCAAAUUUCAGCCAUGUUUUAGCAUGUGUCAGAAAUUUUAAGGCUGAGCAAUAUUUCAUUGUUGCCAUUUGCCACAUUUCCUUUAUUUAUGACAUCUAUUCAUGGACACUUGGGUUACUUCUACCUCUGGCUAUUGUGAAUGUUGUCCCUACAAGCAUAAGGGCACAAAUAUCUCUUCGAGUCCCUGCUUUCAGUUCUUAAUGGGUAUACCCAAAAAAGUGGAACCGCUGGAUCCUGUGGUAAUUCUAACUUUAAUUCUCUGACGAACUGAGAAACUUUUCCAUAAAACUUGUACCGUUUUACAUUCCUAGCAUUUCACAAAAGUUGUGAUUUGUCCUCAUUCUAAUCCAUAGAAGGCAACAUUUCUAACAAGUUUCUAGGUGAUUUUGUUGUUGCUGAUGCAGGGACUACAUUUUGAGAACUGCCCUAUCCCAUUUUUAUUACAAUGCAGAUAUUCUGUAAAUACCCCUUGUUUGUAUGUUCUAUCCUGUGAACCUUUUCAUUUUGUUAAUUUUUCCCAAUGUUUACAACCAGGAAAUAGCUUGUCAUCUUUGAUAUAAAACAGAAAUCUUUGCAAAAUACCAAUUGCAUUCUGUAGCCCUUGGAUCCGUUUCUACCCCAAUCUAUGUAAACAUUUAGUGGCAUAUAAUCUUGUGUGAGAAUACCUCAUGGU